Sinocyclocheilus grahami is the source of this 1301-nucleotide messenger RNA. RefSeq names its product endosulfine alpha a (gene ensaa). The transcript is spliced from 3 exons. Gene Ontology annotation, cellular component: cytoplasm. The record is from RefSeq and is a predicted model, not a curated record. Gene Ontology annotation, molecular function: protein phosphatase inhibitor activity. NCBI's taxonomy places the organism in Eukaryota, Metazoa, Chordata, Actinopteri, Cypriniformes, Cyprinidae. The coding region runs from base 360 to 704 and encodes 114 amino acids.
CAUCACGCGGCGGUCAGCAGGUGAAACGCAUUUACAUUUAUGCCCAAUCAUCUUAUACACAGAACUGGUAUUGGGUUAAUUAUAUUUACUCAGUUGUAACUUUCCGAAUUCGUGUUCACACAGUAAAGUGAAAUAGCUUUAACUACCAUUAAACCAUUGCGUAAUCACGCCGCGCUCUCAUUGGCCACUUCCACUCUAAGUCCCGCCCAUUGCCGCUUACGUCAGAUGACGCGUUCGCCAUUUUGGUGUUGAGGGAAUAUUGCUGCAAUAAAUCUCCAAUAAUCGCGCCUUCUGCGUUAAACUCGCGCUGUUGUUGACGGAGGACCGGUUUUAUUUUCGGUGUUUGUGUCGCGGGAAUCAUGUCAGAGAAUCCGGACACUCUGGAGCUGGAGUCUGAAGAAGAGAAGCAGGAUUCUCCAGAAAAGCCCUGUAACCCAGUACUGUCUGAAGAGGCCAAACUGAAGGAGAGAUAUCCGAACCUGGGACAGAAACCCGGCGGCUCGGACUUUCUGAUGAAGAGACUCCAGAAAGGACAAAAAUACUUUGACUCUGGGGAUUAUAACAUGGCAAAGGCCAAGAUGAAGAGCAAGCAUGUGGUGACGGCCGGAGCGGAUAAGAACCUGGUGACAGGAGACCAUAUUCCCACACCGCAGGACCUUCCUCAGAGGAAAGCCACGCCGCUCGCCAGCAAACUGGCCGGAUAAACACACACACACACACACACACACACACACACAGAAGCAGCUGCAGAGACGAGUGCUAGUGUUGCUCUUCUGCACAGCUGAACCUCUAGAGCAGAGCAGAUCCGAGCCGCUCACUAGGGUUGGGUGGUAUGACGGCAGGAAUGAUGAGACAUGACGGAGUAAUGUGAAAAUACAGAGCGGCCGCGUCCCAAAGCAGAGCUUGUGUUUGCUGCUCCACACGAAGCGGAGCUGUUGCUAGGCAACAUCGGAAUUCAUGUAGAAAUCAGAAUUUAGUGCGAAUUUGACAAAUAAUAAUUGCAAAGAAAGGACCAGUAACACACUGAAUUAAACACGAACGUUUGAAGUACACGGAAAAUACUAUAUUUCAGUCUUUCCACUUCAAACGCCGGUGUUUAAUGAAGCAUGUUAGAAUUUUUGUCAGUGUAAAAACAGACUGAAAUAGUAUUUUCUUGUAACAUUUAUUCCGGUAAUCUUUAUUUGCAACUUCAAAACUUUUUAUUUUAUUUUACAGUGUAUUGCUUUUUGUUUUGUUUUAUAUUAAUAAUAAUGACAAUAAUAAUAAUAAAUGAUCAUAAUAUGUUUUACUGUUUUGAGCUC